This is a messenger RNA of Acaromyces ingoldii, 683 nucleotides long. RefSeq lists its product as hypothetical. Bases 151 to 345 code for a protein of 64 amino acids. The transcript is spliced from 2 exons. Lineage: Eukaryota; Fungi; Basidiomycota; Exobasidiomycetes; Exobasidiales; Cryptobasidiaceae. The record is from RefSeq and is a predicted model, not a curated record.
CGCUAAGUCGUUAGCGACAGUCUCGCCCACCGGGUGCUCUAGCGCUUCUUUCUUUCUUCCUUCCUCUCCUUGUGCUUCAUCUCAUCACCGAACGUCCACACCGCCUGUUUUUUUUCCUUUCCAGCAAGAGAACAACUAUCACCCGAAACAAUGGCCUGCCCAGUCAACCACCCGUUCUUCCACGCCCUCGUCUUUCUCCUCGGCGUCAUUGUCGUCCUCUCGCGCUAUGUCAAAUCCGCCGAGCUCCCUUCGUCGUCCGCCCACAUCCUCACCCUGCCAGCAGUAGCGGCACAUGGUGGCAAUGCCGCCCGGAGCCUGGUUGGGGGUAGUGUUGCCUGGAAUUGAACUCGCUUCAGGCAGUGGCGUCUAUGGAGUUGCGAAUGUCGAGCCAUCAAGACUUGUCAGCGACCCAUGGAACGUGACGGCGGCAAAUCAUCUCACGGUCGGGCACCCUGAAUGUCAGGGCUGUCUAUCAUGUACACCGUCCAUACCCUCUCUUCUCCCACCUCACAUUGACCAUCUGUACUUCAACACUGUACUCUACAUACAUUGAGCCAUCUUACUUGAUAUCUCUUUCGGUGUGCGAUGAUGUCCAUCGCGUUUCACCUCUCUUUUCCCUGAUCUCGACCUUGGAUGUCCUCUCUAUCUUUUCGCUCUAUCUCGUGGUCUUGGCCGAAGGUUCC